Molecule: messenger RNA, 1297 nt
Organism: Ochlerotatus camptorhynchus
Lineage: Eukaryota; Metazoa; Arthropoda; Insecta; Diptera; Culicidae
Exons: 1
Coding region: 1-1257 (418 amino acids)
Source: RefSeq, a predicted model, not a curated record
AUGCCCGUCCAGCUGGAUAUAACCCCCGCCGAUAAGGAACACAUACUGCAAAAUUUCUUCCGCAAUACUUCGGUACAGUUCAAAAUUAUCUCCACGCACACGUCCAAAUUCGGCGAACAGCGAGCGGGCUAUUUGGGCGAUCAUUUUCUGCUCACAUUCAACGUUAUAGUGACGUCAUCCGAAAGCGACGACCCAACCGUCCAGGAGAUCAAACUAUUCGUCAAGGCACUGCCGCAGGCGAUUCCAUCGCUGGCCACUUACUUGCAGGAGACGAACGCCUUUUCCAAGGAAGCGCAACUGUUCCGAGAAUUGAUUCCCCGGUUGCAGGCUCUGGGUCGCUUCGGGCCGGAGGCACUGUUUGCGCAGAGUGAUGAAUUGAUAGUUUUCCGUAAUUUGAAACUGGAAGGUUUUCGAACGCUACAGCACAAUGAUGGAUUGCUGGAUUUGAUUCACUUGGAACAAACCCUUCGGGUGCUGGCUCGAAUGCAUGCGACUUCUUUUGCGCUGGAAGCACAAAGCGGCCAAACGCUGAGCGACUUGUUUCCAGGCCGUUUGGAUGAAAAUUCUUGGAUUCUGAAGGAAAAUUACCCACGGGUCAAGGAGCUGGAGAACAUCAUCGGUGCGCUCUGUGCGUUGGUGAAACAUUACGAGAAGAAUGGUAAAAGGAGGGAUAAAUUGGUGGGAUGUCUACCGGAGUGCGUUCGUCAGAUCUACGAACUGGUGAAGUCAUCCGAAGUGUACAGGAACGUAUUUAGUCAUGCUGAUUUGUGGAACAAUAAUGUUAUGUUCCGUUACUCGGAGCAUGGCAGUCCGGUGGAUUGUUUGUUGGUGGAUUUCCAACUAGCUCGGUACGUUCCUCCGGCGUACGAUUUCAAUAUGUUGCUAAGCCUUACAACGACGAGCAGCUUUCGAAGGAAGCAUUUGAGCUUUCUACAAGGAUAUUACUAUCAAUCAUUGAGGAAGGAACUUACUCGACAUGAGAUAACGGUUGAAGAGAUCCUAACUCAGGAUGAAUUCCAGGAUGCAUGUCAACUGUACCGGAAGGCCGGAGCGAUCGAUAGCUUCAUCAUCAAUCACGUCACGCUGCUACCGAGGGAUAUUUUGGACGAAGUGUUCUCUUCGCCUGAGCAAUACGAACGCUUCACGGGAGAAUCUAAGAUCACGGAAUGCUUGAAAGCUUUCGAUGGCAAUCUGAGCUAUCGCACUCGAAUGGUUGAUAUAAUUGAAAAUGUCGUAGAAACAUUCGAGUUACAGUAAACCGAUCUGCUUUAAGAAAUUCUUUUCGUUCUAUCAAGUA